Molecule: messenger RNA, 725 nt
Organism: Galleria mellonella (greater wax moth)
Lineage: Eukaryota; Metazoa; Arthropoda; Insecta; Lepidoptera; Pyralidae
Gene: Mettl5
Product: rRNA N6-adenosine-methyltransferase METTL5
Exons: 4
Coding region: 1-645 (214 amino acids)
Biological process (GO): rRNA methylation
Molecular function (GO): nucleic acid binding; rRNA (adenine-N6-)-methyltransferase activity
Source: RefSeq, a predicted model, not a curated record
AUGUCAGCUACAAUUAAGCUGAAGACUUUGCAAAGUUACAUGCAGGAUUUGAAAGGGUUUUCAGAACCAAAAAUUGAAUUAGAGCAGUAUGAGACCCCACCUCAUAUUGCAGCAAUAGCUAUUUAUACUAUACAGACACAAUUUGAAAGUAUUGAGGACAAAUUAGUCCUAGAUGCUGGUUGCGGACCUGGGUCUUUAACUGUUGGAGCGGCAUUAAUGGGUGCCGCGGCCGUCACUGCAGUUGACAUAGACUGUGAUGCACUGGAAGUGUUUCGGCACAAUGCUGAUGAAAUGGAAAUAACUAAUGUUGAUGCUGUCCAAUGUGAUUUUUUGGAAUCGAAUUUUUGCAGAUUAAAUAAUUAUUAUGACACAGUCAUUAUGAAUCCACCAUUUGGGACAAAAAACAAUGCCGGAAUUGACAUGAAAUUUCUUCGUAAAGGACUAGAACUAUGCAAUGACAGUGUUUACUCACUGCAUAAAUCUUCAACUAGGUCACACAUACAGAAGAAAAUUAAAGAGUGGGGAGUGAAAGGAAAUGUGAUUGCUGAACUACGUUACGAUCUGCCUGCAACAUAUAAGUUUCAUCGACAACAAUCCAGAGACAUUGCUGUGGAUUUGUGGCGAAUAUAUCAUCCUCAAUCAUGAUAAAUGUAACAUUUUAAGAAUUUUUAAUUAUUUAAAACAAUAUAUAAAAUUAAAAAAUAUAUUACUGUACACCAAUGUGA